AUGCAUAACGUGACGCCUCCACAUCAAUGUCUAGAAGAAGCAUACGUCUACCCGCGGAGGUCAGUAGGAUCCUUUACGUCAGGUGAGAGCAAUUUUACCACUUUGGAGAAAGAACAAAAGGGGGAGUCUCUUAAUUGUGAAAAGGGUUCCCAGCUGUUUAGCGGAAGUGAGAGAGAAAAAAAUCCAUCCCAUACGUGUAACAUAUAUAACUGUAAUGACCAUUUCAGUGACUUCUACUCUGGUUCAAUAAACCUGCCUUAUAAAAUAUCGGCCGAUGAGCUGUAUGACAUUUUUGGUAAGUACGGCACAGUGAGACAAAUACGGAAGGGAAAUGCCGAAGGGACGAAGGGAACAUCCUUUGUUGUGUACGACGAUAUUUAUGAUGCCAAGAAUGCUCUGGACCACUUGUCCGGUUUCAACGUCGCGGGGAGGUACCUCGUAGUUUUGUAUUACGACCCGGUGAAGGCUCAGAGGAAGAAGGAGCUGCAGGAGAAGUUGAAAAACGAGCAGGAGGGGAAGAAGUAG
Molecule: messenger RNA, 525 nt
Organism: Plasmodium inui San Antonio 1
Lineage: Eukaryota; Apicomplexa; Aconoidasida; Haemosporida; Plasmodiidae
Exons: 2
Coding region: 1-525 (174 amino acids)
Molecular function (GO): RNA binding
Source: RefSeq, a predicted model, not a curated record